Messenger RNA from Daphnia pulicaria, 1443 nucleotides. Its product is annotated as dnaJ homolog subfamily B member 12-like. Gene Ontology annotation, cellular component: endoplasmic reticulum membrane. The transcript is spliced from 7 exons. Bases 136 to 1245 code for a protein of 369 amino acids. The record is from RefSeq and is a predicted model, not a curated record. Lineage: Eukaryota; Metazoa; Arthropoda; Branchiopoda; Diplostraca; Daphniidae. Gene Ontology annotation, molecular function: Hsp70 protein binding. Gene Ontology annotation, biological process: cellular response to misfolded protein.
AGCAGACAUAGCAGCCGAUUUAUUAAGAGCCACCAAACUGGGGUAAACCGUAAAAGAGUUGUGUAUUCAUUCCUUGUUAUCUGUUUUGACGUUUCAUUAUAUCAUAACUGAACUAAGAACCAUCCAUUGAGCAACAUGGAUGGAAACAAAGAAGAAAGUCUUCGAUGUAUAGAUUUAGCGACUAAUUAUAUGAAACUUGGUGAUAGAGCCAAAGCCAAAAGGUUCUUAAUAAAAGCUGAGAAACUUUAUCCUACUCAAAAAGCUAAAGAUUUACUUGACUUUUUGAGUGGUGGUGCAGAGGACGAUGCAAAUGAGAAUGAGAACCCCUCCAGUGAAGAGAAAUCUGGUGAUCAACCAAACUUGCAUCAGCGCCGUGCUCCUCAAGCAGAGCCAGCAUCAAACGAUUACACACAAGAACAGAUUGAAGCAGUAAAAAAAAUAAAGCAAUGCAAAGACUAUUAUGAAAUUCUAGGUGUAACCAAAGAAGCUACAGACUCUGACUUGAAAAAAGCUUAUCGUAAACAAGCCCUACAAUUUCAUCCUGACAAAAACAAGUGCCCUGGUGCAAGUGAAGCAUUCAAAGCAAUUGGAAAUGCGUUUGCCAUUCUAAACGACACGGAAAAGAGGAAGCAAUAUGAUCUCUAUGGACCUCUUGAAGACCAACAAUCAAGUAUGAGAAGACAUUCUCACCGUGGUAAUCGACACGAUUUUUCGAGAGGAUUUGAAGCUGAAGUUAGCGCAGAGGAACUAUUUAAUAUGUUUUUUGGCGGGUCCUUCGGUGGACCUAAUGUUUAUGUAAGACGUGGACGCCAAUGGGAAAGACAACGUGCUGAAAAUGCAAAUCAAGGAUCUGUUGGAAGUGGACUAUUGUUGCAGCUCAUGCCUAUUUUAAUUCUAGUCUUCUUAUCUGUAAUGAGCAAUUUUCUCGUCUCCGAUCCAAUUUAUGCGUUCCAAAAAUCAAAUAAAUAUUCCCUGGAAAAGCACACUACAGCUCUGAAGGUGCCAUACUACGUAAAGGAGAAUUUCAACGAGUACUACGAUGGAAAUUUGCGCAGAUUAGAAGCUAACAUUGAAGAAGAGUAUGUUGGAAUGCUACGCCAUAAUUGCUACCGCGAAAGGAGUCAAAGAGAAAGUCUUCUUUGGCGUGCCCGCCAAUAUGGAGAUAAAACAAUGAUGGACAGAGCUAAUUCGUUCAAAAUGCAAUCAUGCGAUGCUCUCGAUAAACUUUAUAACCGAUCCAAUUGAAACCGUUAAAGUAGGUGUGGAUCGUAAUUAGCUGUUUUGCUGUUUGUUUGUUUUUUAAGUAGCGUGCUGACAAGUGACAUUCUUAAAAAGAAUAAAAUUAAGAAUGAAAACCUCCAUCCCUUAUUAUUACCAUCCUAUGUUAAAUGUUUAAAUACCUACCAAGAAUACUAAAAAAAAAUACAUUUAUUUGGAAACGCA